Ostreococcus lucimarinus CCE9901 is the source of this 837-nucleotide messenger RNA. RefSeq lists its product with no specific name. The record is from RefSeq and is a predicted model, not a curated record. The coding region runs from base 1 to 837 and encodes 278 amino acids. Lineage: Eukaryota; Viridiplantae; Chlorophyta; Mamiellophyceae; Mamiellales; Bathycoccaceae. Gene Ontology annotation, molecular function: oxidoreductase activity. The transcript has a single exon.
AUGCCGGCGCAAAAUUUAAGGAAAAAGUACGGCGCGACGUGGGCGCUCGUCACGGGCGGGUCGACGGGGAUCGGACGAUCGCUCGCGGAGGCGCUGUUGGAUCAAGGGCUGAACGUCGCGAUCGCGGCGCUGGACGACGAGGCGCUGGUGGAGACGACGAAGGCGCUGCGGGAGCGACACGGGGCGAAGCGCGAGGUGCGGGCGAUCGCGGUGAACCUCGGGGAUCGCUCGGGAGGGUACGUGGACGUCAUCGCGCGCGCGAUGGAGGACGUGGACGUGCAGUGCGUGUUCAACAACGCGGGGUUCAUGCUGACGGGGUUUUUCGAUAAGCAACCGUUGGAAAAGUUGAACGCGAAUCACGAGUGCAACGCGACGAGCGCGAUGCGAAUCACGCACGUCUUCGUGACGAGAAUGCUGGAGAAGAAACUGCGAGGGUGCGUGGUGUUCACGUCGAGCGCGGCGGCGUGUCAACCGACGCCGUUUUCGGCGCUCUACGGCGCGACGAAGGCGUACGUAUCCUCCUUCGCGGCGAACAUCGGCGUCGAGUUGAAAUCUCGCGGCGUCGACGUCUGCGCGGUGCAUCCGUCGCCGGUGGCGUCCCGUUUCUACGACAACGCCCACAAGUUGGAUUCGUUGAACUUUUUCAUGAAGUUCGCGGUGAAGCCCGAAGAGCUGCCGACGGAGAUGUUCCGCCCGAUCGGUCGCGUGUUGUGGCACGACGUCGGCGCCGUCGCCGUCGGCUUUCGCAUGCUCCUCAAGCUCCUCGACUACGGUUUCUUCGCCACCCUCAUCUCUCGCUUCGCCCACUUCAUGGGCGAUUACAAAAAGAACGUGUAG